AUGAAUAUAAAUGAUUUUAGUUUAUUGAACAGUCUUGUUCGUUUGUUGGAAAAUCGUUACUUUUUAUUAAGACAAAACCCAAUAAUGGUACGAUCACUCUUUUUAUCAAUUUCAAGAUCGGAUUGUUCAAUCGAAUAUGUAGAUGGUCUCUAUUCAAAAUCUUUAACAAGUAGUAGGGACAUUAUAGCUUUCAAAGUUACAUUUUGCAUCCUCACAACUUAA
Messenger RNA from Dictyostelium purpureum, 222 nucleotides. RefSeq lists its product as uncharacterized. The transcript is spliced from 2 exons. Lineage: Eukaryota; Evosea; Eumycetozoa; Dictyosteliales; Dictyosteliaceae. The record is from RefSeq and is a predicted model, not a curated record. The coding region runs from base 1 to 222 and encodes 73 amino acids.